Messenger RNA from Haplochromis burtoni (Burton's mouthbrooder), 1132 nucleotides. RefSeq names its product protein phosphatase 1 regulatory subunit 12B-like. Gene Ontology annotation, cellular component: Z disc; A band; cytoplasm. Gene Ontology annotation, molecular function: phosphatase regulator activity; enzyme inhibitor activity. The coding region runs from base 500 to 1132 and encodes 210 amino acids. The record is from RefSeq and is a predicted model, not a curated record. NCBI's taxonomy places the organism in Eukaryota, Metazoa, Chordata, Actinopteri, Cichliformes, Cichlidae. The transcript is spliced from 6 exons.
UCAGUUUAGCAAACAACCUCAAUAGUUAUAGAAGCUAAAUUUAGCCUUGACUUAACCAUAAUUGUACAUUUAGUUAUUAAGUUUCCUAUGUGUAGAUGGGAUAAGGUUUAAUCCUGAAGUAAGUGGAUAAAUAAACUAAGCAAUGAAUAACUAGAUUGGUUAAUGCACAAUUCUGUUUUCUUUUUAGAAUUCAAAGAUCCAAAUAGUCCAGAUAGAGAAAGAUAAUAGUCUCCUUAUUUCUUCAAAUAAACUACUAAAUGUUGCUGCUCACAUGCACAGCUGAAGUAUGCAUAGACUUGCUUGCAUCAGACCUUGGUACAUAGGAGCCUAAAUUGAUUGUGUAUGCAUCAUUCAGGCAGGAAGUGCCCCCAUCCCCCUCCUUUUCUCUUCCUCUCUCUCUCUUCACCCUGGCCAGUUAGAGUCCUUUUUUCUCCAGCCUCUCCCUCUCAUCCCUGCAGCAUUGUCUCAGUUCUUCAGUCUCUGACCUUCCACAGGGACCAUGCAAGCAUUUGUUAGCAGGUCGUAUCUGACCCCUGUCAGGGAUGAAGAAGCAGAAUCUCAGAGAAAAGCAAAAUCUCGCCAUGCGAGACAAACUCGCAGGUUAACACAGGGUAUGACUCCGACUGACCUGAAAGAGGCUCAGAAGAUCAGCAGCCUGGAAGAUGGAAAAAAUGAGGAUAGCAGCAGACUGGAGGACAGGUCCUGUCUGCGGAUGAGCUUAACAGAUGAUAGAAGAGUUCAGCCUGGCGUUACAGAGUACACAGAAACAACUGAUGUCAGUCUAAACUGGAGCCAAAUGGACGAGGAGGGUAACUUUGAAACCAGAUUAGAAAUCCUGCCUGACCUUCCGCACCGACCUUACUGCAACAGCUCCUUCAGAGUUGGCGAGAGAUGGUGGAGAGAUGAAAAUCAGAACAUUGCAGAUUCAGCACAGCUGACUCAACAAAGACGGCCCUGCUUUGACACUGAAGGCUCAGACUACAUUGCAAAGGUAGGUGGAAAACAUCUAGCCACUUUAAUUGUGAUACUGCGUGUUGACCUACCAGGACACAAAUUGCUUCAGCCCCCUCCUGACUCUGGCUUUGUGCUCCACCUCCUCUUAUCCCUCUUCACAUCGGUGGACAAUUUUUAG